Bursaphelenchus okinawaensis is the source of this 2202-nucleotide messenger RNA. NCBI's taxonomy places the organism in Eukaryota, Metazoa, Nematoda, Chromadorea, Rhabditida, Aphelenchoididae. The record is from the annotation of a GenBank genome assembly.
AUGGACUGCUUCCCUGCUGAUGCAGAUGGCAAAAUCAGUGUCAAAUGCCUGAGGUUUUAUGAAACUGGAGAACCAAAAAAGGUAAAAUUGUUUUAAAAUUUACAUUUCAUACCUUUUAACUCAUAGCUAGCCUUAACUUUUUCUUAGUUUUACCCUAGCUCUACCUCUUUGCUCUAGCCUUACUUUGUUAGACCUAGCUUUAUCUGUAGCUCUAGCUCUAAUUUCUUAGUCCUUACCUUAGUUUUGAUCCCAGGCUUAGCCUCAGCUUAUCCCCAGCUCUACCCUAUCCCUAACACUAGCUCUGACCUUAGCAUAAGCCCUAGCCUAAUUUCUAGCGGUAGCGUUAGUGCUAGCAAAGACUAAGCUUCAACAUUAGCUCAAUUUCUGGUCCUAGCUUUAGCCCCAGCCUAUAUCUAGCCUAGCUUUACCUUAGAAUUGAUUUGCAUUAAUUUUGGUUUUUGCUUCAGCGCUUACAUGUUAUUUUUCUAGCCAAAAUUUAAUUUUUUAUCGAAUACAUAUUUUUAUUCCAGGUCCUUCGUCUUGAUCAUGUAAUGCUAAAAACCAGCUUGGAACCGAAUGAAGUGUUGAUAAAAUACCAAGCAGCUACUAUUCUACCAGCUCACAUCAACAUAAUCGAAGGAACUUACGCUAUAAAGCCGGUUUUGCCAGCGAUUCCAGGCAAUGAGGCUGUUGGAAUUGUGGAAAAGGUAAGAAUUUUAAUUGAAACUUACAUUACUGUGCCGAAAAAAACUUUUUUAAUAGUACCAGUAGCCCUAUUGACGUCCUAUUUCAGUACAAAGUUAUUUUUAGGCUAAACAUUAGCCAUUUUGGGUAUAUAUCAGCCAUUGGUAUCUAAUUACACUUUUUCAACUAAUCCCUACCCUACCUACAAAAAAAAUUCUAGAUAGGAUCAUCAGUAAAAACCUUAGCACCAUGCGACAAAGUGGUACCAUUAAGCUCAAAAGGCGCUUGGACAGAGUAUGAAGUUCAAAGAGAAGAUAACUGUUUCAAAAUCGACCCGUCGAUUGAUAUUGGCACGGCUGCGACGUUCUUAAGUAAUCCUAUCACGGCUUGGAAAAUGCUUCAAAACUAUAUAAAACUGGAGAAAGGAGACCUUGUCGUGCAGAACUUGGCCAAUUCACAUUGCGGACAGUCGGUGAUUCAGAUUGCUAAGGGUAAGGUAGGAUAGGGUAGAGCUGGGAUUGGGUAGGGUAGGGCUUGAGUUGGGCUGGGAUGAGGUGUAGCAUGUCAAUCAGUAUAAUAUGGAUAACCAGGUAAAAGCAAUUUACUUUAUUGAGCACGGUAAUGUAUGUACGAGGUGUGAUACUCUAGGGUAGAGUAGAUUACAGUAAGACAGGGUAGAUUACAGUAGGAUAGGGUAGGGUAGGGUAGGGUAAGGUAGGGUAGGGUAGGGCAGGGUAGAGCACUUUAUCAAUUUUAAAUCAAAUUUUCCCCCUUUCAGCCCUAGGCUACAAAACUAUAAACAUAGUGCGAAAUCGACCGCAAAUCGACCAGUUGAAACGCGAACUUCGACAAAUGGGUGCAGAUUACGUUUAUACGGAGGAAGAAUUUGUCAAUGUAUCAAAGAAUUUUCAAAAAUAUUUCAAAAGUCAACCUAAAUUGGCAUUAAAUGGCACUGGAGGCAAGAGUUCGCUAGCUUUGGCUGGGUGUUUGGCCGAAAGUGGCCUUAUGUUGGUUUAUGGUAAUUUUCAUUCUAUCAUAAGGUUGAAUUUUGUCAUAAAUACCAUAAAAAUAGUGUUUUAAUCAUAAAAAAAAUUGAUUUUAAAAUUUUUUGCGAUUUUGUUACCUAAAAUCUUAUUUUUUCAAAUUUUAAGGUUUGUAAACAAAGUUUCUGCAAUAUUUUUCAAAAAAAUGAAAGAAUAGGUAAUACCUUUCAUAAAUCACCAAAUUUCAGGAGGAAUGUCCAAACAACCUCACCAAAUCCCAACCGCCGCUCUCCUAUUCAAGAAUAUCCGGGUAGUUGGAGUGCCAGCCGGCUACUAUUUAAGGCCUGAAAAUAAAAAAGAACGGUUGGAAAUCCUGGCCAAAAUCCACGAUCUGGCCAUAAAAAGACAGUUGACUGGACCAAAGAUGGAAUUUGUGCCAAUUGAACGGUUUAUGGACGCAAUUGAUAAGACAAUGUCCGGACGGAACUUGAAACAACUCUUGAUUCUGGACCCGGUUAUUGGGUCUAGACUGUAA